AUGCUGGGGGGUGCUCCGCCAAAUAUUCAUCACGUGGGUGAUGUGCCCUCCACGAUGGAGGCUGCGCGAGAGAUGUUGGCCGCUGCAAAGGGCGCUCCAUUUGCCGUUCUGGCAGAGUCGCAGUCGAAGGGGCGCGGCACGGGUGGACGCGUGUGGACGUCGCCGAAGGGUAACCUCUACUUUACCCUUUGCAUCCCUGAAGCGAGCGUCAGGCCGGAGAUUACGCCUGUGUUGCCGCUCGUUACCGGGCUUGUCUGCCGUGAAGCCAUAAAGAGUAUUGUCAAAGGGGCCGACGUCCACGUGAAGUGGCCAAACGAUAUCAUCUACGACAGCAAAAAGCUUGGCGGAAGUAUUGUGGAGGCUGAGGGGAACUACCUGCUAAUUGGCAUUGGUAUGAACGUGGAGUUGGCGCCGCCGGUCACGGACAGCGGCCGAGAUACUACCACCGUGAAUGACAUUGCAGCAGCUGUUGGGCAGCCAAAGGUCACACCCGUGCAGCUCGCUGAGGCGGUGUGGAAGCAGUACUUCGAGGUGCUUUCUGACACGACGCUGUCACGCAAAGUUAUUGUGAUGAAUUUCGAAGCAGCUAUGGAUAAGAGUCUUAUUCUGCACCGCCGCACCCCGACGGGCCGCGAUCCAGAACCACUGCGUGCUGUACGCCUGAAUGAAUGGGGCCAUCUCACCGUCUUGAAGUCAGACGGCACGGAGGAAACGCUUCUGACGGAGUAUCUUUUUUAG
Molecule: messenger RNA, 738 nt
Organism: Trypanosoma conorhini
Lineage: Eukaryota; Euglenozoa; Kinetoplastea; Trypanosomatida; Trypanosomatidae
Product: biotin/lipoate protein ligase
Exons: 1
Coding region: 1-738 (245 amino acids)
Biological process (GO): protein modification process
Cellular component (GO): cytoplasm
Molecular function (GO): biotin--[biotin carboxyl-carrier protein] ligase activity
Source: RefSeq, a predicted model, not a curated record